AUGGCCCUCCCCUUUCGCGAUAUCAACGUCCAGGUGGCACCCGAUGCCUACACCUUCACUUCUCCCUCGUCCCCGAAUGCUCCCACCCUCGUCAUCGACCGCCCCACCGGCGACCUGCGCCUGAGCGAGGCCGCCGCCUACCCGAACAAGCGCAUCUCCCGCGUUUCCAGCAUCGCCGGCAUCCUGGGCACGAUCAAGCUGAGGCUGGACAAGUAUGUCAUUGUCGUCACCAAGGCCCAGCCCAUGGGCCGCCUCAAGGGACACAUGGUCUACAAGGUCAUCUCGACCGACUUCCUGCCCAUGCGCGAGCGCCAGAUCAGGGACCCCGACGAGGACACGUUCCUGGCCCUGCUCAAGACCUUUGUCAUGCCCGGUCCCAUGUACUUCUCCUACUCUCUCGACCUCACCAACAGCUUCCAGCGCCAGGCCUCCAUGGACAGCUCCACCCCGCUGUGGAUGCGCGCCGACGACCGCUUCUUCUGGAACAGGGCUGUGCAGUCCGAUCUGAUUGACUUCCGCAAGAGGGGCAGCCGGUCGCAACCUGGCCCCCAGGCGGCUGCUGACCCCUAUAUCCUCCCCGUCAUCUGGGGCACCUUGGAGAUUCGUCCUACUACCGUCAAAGGGACCCCCCUCACCUUGAGCCUCAUCACAAGGAAGUCCCGUUUCCGGGCUGGCACGCGCUACUUCACGAGAGGCUUGGACGAGGAAGGCCAUGCCGCCAACUACAACGAGACGGAGCAGAUUGUCGUCCUGAACGACCCCGGCAGCGGCUUGGGCGGCUUCGCUGGCAGUGCCGACAUGCAGAGCGGCAAGUUUGGCGCUUCCGAUGGGAAGGAGAUGCAGAUCCUAUCCUACGUGCAGACUCGGGGCAGCGUGCCAGCCUUCUGGGCCGAGAUCAAUGCGUUGAAGUAUACCCCCAAGCUUCAGGUCCGAAGUAUCGAGUCCGCCCUGCCUGCCGCUCGGAAACACUUUGACGAACAGAUCCGCAUAUACGGAGACAACUAUCUCGUGAACCUGGUGAACCAAAAAGGGCGUGAGAAGCGGGUCAAGGAAACCUACGAGCAGUUGGUGGAAACCUUGGUGUCAUCGCCUCAGGAGGGCGUUAAGGCCGACUCCAGGACAGACGAGAAGUUCCACGUCAUCGAGCCAGGCUCGUCGAAACAGGCCUACGACCGCCUACACUACGUCUACUUCGACUAUCAUCACGAGACCAAGGGCAUGCAGAUGCAUCGUGCCAUGCUGCUCAUCGACAGGCUUCAGGAUGCCCUGGUUGCUCAGCAGUAUUUCCGUGGCGUUGACAUGCCCGCCAACGGCGGCCUCGAAACCCGCAACUUCCAGACCAGUGUCGUCCGUACGAACUGUAUGGACUCGCUAGACCGUACCAACGUCGUGCAGAGCAUGUUCGCCCGGUGGACAUUGGAUCGCAUGUUCAUUGAUCUUGGCAUCCUGGAGCGUGGCGAGAACUUCGCUGCCGUCGACCGGGACUUCUACUUCCUCUUCCGCAACGUCUGGGCCGACAACGCGGAUACCGUCUCCCGCGCCUAUGCGGGCACCGGCGCCAUGAAGACGGAUAUCACUCGCAUGGGCAACCGAACGAAUGCCGGCAAGCUCCAGGAUCUCAACAUUGCUAUCAAGCGCUUCUAUCUCAACAACUUCCGAGAUGGACCCCGGCAGGAUGCUUUCGAUCUGUUCCUCGGAGCCUACGAUGCCAGCACCGCUAACAUCGGCCCCUCUCUCGUCUUUGCAGACCGACGACCGAUUCUCAUCCAGAGUGUUCCUUACUUGCUUGCGUUCAGCGUGUUCCUCGUUUUCGUGGCACUCUUCACACGCCGCGUACCCGAUUCUGCGGUCCUUCCCAUGCGCCUUUUCAUUUUGUUUUGGGCGGCGGCAGCGGCUUGGUGUGUCCAGUUCAUCCUGAAAAAUGGAAUGCUAUACGUCAACUGGCCAAAGCUCAACCCUAGGCCAUGGGCUGUAGAGGGCUAUCAGGAGACCAUCAGCAAGGUCCGGAAAGACAAGCUUCUGGGUGCGUUCGUCGCCAAGCACGAACGCGGGCUUAGCACUGCGAGGUACCUCAGCGCCGAAGAGGGCAAGAAGAGGAUCGAAUAG
Molecule: messenger RNA, 2106 nt
Organism: Neoarthrinium moseri
Lineage: Eukaryota; Fungi; Ascomycota; Sordariomycetes; Amphisphaeriales; Apiosporaceae
Exons: 2
Coding region: 1-2106 (701 amino acids)
Biological process (GO): phosphatidylinositol dephosphorylation
Cellular component (GO): endoplasmic reticulum
Molecular function (GO): phosphatidylinositol-4-phosphate phosphatase activity
Source: RefSeq, a predicted model, not a curated record